UCCAUUUUUAGGAAAAUAAAGUAACACAUUUCAACAACAUAAUCAAUUUCUUUUACCAUUUCCAAGUAACCGGGUGGCUUAACUUAACCUUAGGCUCAAUUUACCCCACUCUCCCAUACAUUUAGAAUAAAUAUUAAAUUAUCUCAAAAAUGUACUGACACCAUAUUAGAGUUAACUUAAAUAAGGCCACAGCUAAGUAAGGUAAUUUGAUUAUUUGCAGUCAGCCGGGUUAAUUUAGUAAACAUAGCAAACACUUGUCAGAUAGCUAGCAGCGCUGAAUUGUCACCUAUGGCAACCACGCCCCUUCGUUACUUCCGCAUUGCCUUCAUUCUCAGCAGCGCUAUAGUAGGUUGCUGUCUGGUCAAUGAUCGGACUACGUCGAUAAUGAACGAAGUCCGACUCGGGAGCAUCAUCGGAAAACAUGGCGGCCAAGGCGCUUCGGCAGCGGACCAGACGAGGCAGCAGACAAGAUGGAAACAACGUGAGCGUCCCCAGCGAAGCCCGGCCAUCAAAGGAGGAGAAAGCCGUCGAUGACAGUAAAACUACAGAGGCUCGGCAAGAGUGAGUAUGAGCCGGGAGAAGAGACGGGAGUCCUCCCGGGUCUUUGAGCUUCAUCCCCGGUCUGACUGUCAGUCUGAGCACGGGGGGGAGCUAGCAAGCUACAAGCUACUUUGGUACAAGGAGGAAGUUUUAACUAUAACAGCAUAACACCGAUGGAUAAAGUCCUCCAAACAAGUCAGGAGACUUAUUUUUUCCAGUAGUUUAAAAUAAUCUGUCUGUUGAAUUUCUAGAAACUCACUUUAUUGUUUAACUAAGCAGCGUCACAGUGAGGCUCCCUGGUCAGCUUCAUUCAUUCUCCUCAGCUGAACCUGUGCCAGAUAUAUAUACAUAUGAGAUCACACCAGUGUAGGGGCUAUGGCAAGCGGAUCAUCACAUGCUCAGCUACACAUAAAGGGUUGUUACAUAUCAGAGAUUACUGUCUUUGACUUAUUGCUCUAGUUAUUUAUAAUUACUGGAUUGUAGCCACAUCCAUCGGUGACGUGUCAUAACAACCGUAAGGUGAGGAUUAAUGUUAAGCUACAGCUGAGCCUCUAAUCUAACUAAUCCUAAUGAUGGGUGUGACCAGGAGGAACCUGGGCCAGAAACUAUCACUCUAACUAGUAACACUAAUGAAGUGGUAAUCAAAUACAGUCUGAGUGAGAACACAGCUGUCCUCCUCAUCUGAGAGGUUGCAAUAAUGGGCACUGACAGCAUUUUUUUAAUAAUAUAGUGGGGGAAAAAUGGAUGGUUAGGGGAGAGUGGGGUAAGAUGAGCCAUUUUUCCUAUUUCGGAUCUCUACAUCAAGGCAAUCAUAGUUUUGUCUCUAACUCGUGUAUCUGCAUAUAUUUCAAGAUGUUGUGCAUCCCUGCAAACCAACAGAAUGAGUGUAAACAUAACUGUCCUGAUAAUAUAGCAUGCCAAAAAAAGUGGUCUCUUAUGGUCAACUUACCACGUGUAUGGGGUAAGUUUAGCCGUAUCGCUACUACCCCCCCUCUAUUGAACUCAUGACAAAUGAAAAAGCAAUAUCCUUAAGGGUCAUACUUAUUAGACUCUUAAUUUAGGCUAUUACCUGUUCAUGAUGCUGAAAGUGGACAUGGUGUGUUGUGAAAUAACAGAUAUAUUUUGAUGAGAAGUUAAAUUGUGGUAACUAGAUCAUAUAUUAAUGAGGUGUGUGGUAUUUGUUCAUCUCUGUCAUUUUUGGACAGGUCAGUAAGUCGUGGAGGGCAGGUAUGGGCUCCAGAAGGUUCAACUGCAUUUAAGUGCCUGCUUUCUGCACGUUUCUGUGCAGCUUUGCUCAGUAACAUCUCAGACUGCGAUGAGACUUUCAACUACUGGGAGCCUGUGAGUUUAAUCGCUACUGUCAGAAAUCCUAAAAUAGUGUCAUUUUUCAGCUUUUUCUUCUUUUACAAUUGUUGUCGUGACCUCUCUUGACAGAUGCAUUACCUGCUGUAUGGCACAGGAAUGCAAACAUGGGAAUAUUCUCCAUUGUACGCAAUCAGGUCAUACGCCUACUUAUGGUUACAUGCUCUUCCUGCUUGUCUUCAUGCCCAUGUUUUGCAGACAAAUAAGGUAUCUAUUCAAAGCAAACUUUCUUUUAAAUAUGUAAUUGAUGUGAAAAUGCAGUUUACCUUUAGCAUAACCAACAGCUUGUGUCAACCAAUCACUUUUCUGUCACUGAUUAAAAGGUAUUUCCAUUAAAACUGAAGGAGAGCAAUAUCCUGUUGUGUCUUUGUAGUGAAUUUCUGACUUGUGUUUUUGUUAUGUUGCAGGUGUUGGUGUUUUACUUUGUCCGCUGUGUCUUAGCAUUCUCCUGCUGUGUAUGUGAACUCUAUUUCUACAAGUGAGUUGAUAUAUUUCCCUUUUAAAUGCAUGUAGGCAUCCCAAAUGCUUUGAGAUGAUUGUUAAGACUCCCUCUAACCAUAUAUCCAUUGUAGAUAUGAAAAAGAAUUAAUUCUUUGCUCUUCUUUAUGUGACACAGGGCAGUGUGUAAGAAGUUUGGUUUGCAUGUGGGUCGUCUGAUGUUGGCAUUUCUCGUCCUGAGCACAGGGAUGUUCUGUUCGUCUGCAGGUUGGUUAGGAUUACAUGCUCACCCAAGCUGUCAAACUUUUCUUUUAAAUUAAUUUGGAUAGGAUUCAGCCUGAUUUGCCAUUUCCUAUCACACUUCUACUUAACUUACAGCCUCUUUGUUGGUGGUGCCAAAUCUGGUCGCUAAUAAAACCUAGAUCAGAAACGCAGUGUGGAAAAUACCCAAGACACAUUUGAGAAAGAGCUCUUUGUGCCAUUGCUAAAUAGUGUGUUUUAUGGUGCUGGGAUGAGUGAGGUUUUUUCAGUGUGUGAUGAUUGUGAUUAAUCAUUUUUCAUGAGCAGUCCACUUAUUUUCUCCUCCCAGCCUUCCUGCCAUCCUCUUUCUGCAUGUACACAACACUGGUCGCCAUGACGGGAUGGUUUCAGGACUCAACGCCAUUAGCUAUCAUGGGUGUAGCUGCCGGAGCCAUUGUUGGAUGGCCGUUCUCUGCUCUGAUUGGGUAGGAUUCACAAGUAGAAAGCCUGUUUGUAAAAAAAAAAAAACAUGUUUCCUAUACAAGACUUAUUCAAAUGCAUUCUUCUUUACUUUCUCUGUAGGGUCCCAAUUGCCUUUGACCUGUUAGUGUUAAAGAAGCAGUGGAAAAGUUUUAUCAUUUGGUCGGCUGUUGCUUUGCUUCUACUGCUGGUAAGAAUAUUUUUGAAAACAAAAUGCAUUGACUUUUGCAUAUUGCUGGACAAAGGUGCAUGUGAGAUUGUUUACAGUGACACAGCUGCUUUUUGUGUCGAGAUGUGAAAGAGUUAAUCAUAAAUGUAGUUGCAUAACACGACACUGUAUUUGUUCAGUAUCUUUUUCAUUUGUCAUAUUAAAUGAUGUGAUAAGAGACCUUGUCACACUGAAUAUUUGUUUGUUAAUCUUCAUGAUUGUAUAAGAGGAUGUUUAUGGUAGCUAUGAAUAAUUUUUUUAACCCUUGUCUUUCCCAGGUACCCCUGGUAGCAGUGGAUUCUUUCUUUUAUGGAAAAAUGGUCAUUGCUCCACUCAAUAUUCUGCUGUAUAAUGUCUUCACACCACAUGGACCUGAUUUAUAUGGUACGUUUUAAGUUAUUAUGCUGGGAAAUAUUACCAAUACACACAGACCUCUGUGAUUUCUUCUCAACAGUGUUAUAUAUUUUUUUACACUAAAAACCAUACGCAUUUAUGAAAUGUUGUAUAUUUUUACUCUUAAACAUACCAUUAACUUUUUUUGCUUUGAUUCACCUCUUUUUAGGAUAGUUAGAGUAUACAUUACCAACAGUGAUUAUGCUGGUGUAGAGUAUGUACUAAAGAGUUUUGGGUUUUUUUGGCGAUGAAGCGAUUGGGAGUUAAGUAGAAAAAUAUGAUAAAUUCAAAGCUGCACUGUUUUUAUCAGCCUCUAGGAGGCAUACUACCAUUAUCAACACAGUAUUUGUGAACUUUAACAUUAAACACUCAACCAUCAUGGCUCAAAUCUUAUUCAGAAUGACAAAUUGUGAACUACCCCUGCUGCGUCUUUCCUUCUCGUAUAACUCUUGUACCAUACUGUAAAAGAUUUUGUUGUCAUGGCUACAAUCAUGCAUUUCCUGUAAGAGUUGACAUGUUUUGUGUUGUGGAAUUUUUUAGGUACAGAACCGUGGCAUUUCUACUUUGUAAAUGGGUUCCUGAACUUCAACGUGGUGUUUGCUCUGGCACUGUUUUCCCUGCCACUCACUGCUCUCAUGGAGACUCUGUUACACAGGUUCAACGGUGAGGACUGUGCACUUUCAAAGUUUCGUACACUUAGGUGAUACAAUGUUGUACCAGGAGUGUCCUUCUCCAUUUAAGUGUUAACUGAAAGUAAAAGGUGGCAAAACUAUUCAAAACGUAGUCACACAUCAGAGAGCUCAUUUUGCUGUAAUGCAGAUUUUAAAGCAGUUCAACUUGUCAUUUUCAUUUUCAUUUUCUUGAAGACUCCAAAAUCAGGCAACUGGAUUUUGGAAUCUCUGCCUGAUUUUGGAGUCUUCAAGAAAACCACGACCUGGAUGAAUGAGAAUCUACAUGGACAUAUUGUCAUUUUCAUGUUCUUAUGUACUCAUAAUUUUGCAGUGCAGAACCUGGGCCGUCCAUACUGGCUGACUCUGUCUCCCAUGUAUAUCUGGAUGUUGGUUUUCUUCACCAGACCCCAUAAAGAGGAGCGUUUUCUCUUUCCAAUCUACCCUCUUAUCUGCCUUUGUGGAGCAGUAGCCCUCUCCUCACUGCAGGUAUGUUUUGCUUUUAUCCAAUUUGGGAAGUAGACUGUUGCAUUUGACAAAAUAUUAAUCCUGAGUGUUUCUUCCUGUGCUUUUUUAUUGCGCAGAAAUGCUACCACUUCCUGUUUCAGCGCUACCGACUAGAGCACUACACCAUCUCCUCGAAUUGGUUGGCCUUGAGUGCAGUUGUGGUGUUCUCAGUGUUGUCAUUGUCUCGCUCAGUCGCCCUCUUCAGAGGUCUGUGUCACUGCAGACGAUAUUUUUGUUCAGCUUCUUUGUCAGGCAACAAAAGAAACAGUCGGAUGAAAUGAGAUUUUUUUUUGUCUGCACAGGUUACCAUGCCCCUCUGGAUCUGUACCCAGAGUUCCAUCGUAUUGCCAAGGACCCGACUCUCCAUGGCGUCCCUGAGGGCAGACCUGUUAGUGUGUGUGUGGGCAAAGAGUGGUACCGCUUUCCAAGCAGCUUUCUUUUACCACACAAGUCAGUAUCCAAGAUGUGUAACAGCUCCACUAUGAACAAUAAUAUGUUGAUCAGUCAGCUGUGAUACCCACUGACAAUUUCGCCUGAUAUUUUCCAGCUGGCAGCUGCAAUUCAUUCAGUCUGAUUUUAAAGGGCAACUGCCUCAACCAUAUGCGCCUGGCCCUCAGGCCACACAGAUCAUCCCGGCUAAUAUGAAUGACCAAAACCUGGAGGAGCCAACCAGAUAUGUGAGUCGCUUUGACACAUGAAUAUUUGACAUGUGGAUCCUGUAGUUUAUUGUAGUAUUUUGAUUUACAUAUUUCCACUUCGGGUAGGUGGAUUUACGGCAGUGCCACUAUCUAGUAGACCUAGACAUAGAAGAGGAGACGCCCCUGGAGCCAAACUAUUCAGCCAACAAAGAAGAGUGGAACAUCAUCGCCUAUAAGCCUUUCAUUCAAGCAUCAAGGUACUUUCCAUAAUAAUUUACUAGAGUGCAUGAAAAUAGAAAAGUUGUUUUACUUGAGCAAAAUUUAAUGAAUAACUGCAUUUAAAGCUGCUAUGAGGAACUUUUCACCCCUCAUAAACAAAUACCUUUAAUCUUUAGUCCUGUAAACAUGAAUUCAAUCUUUUUAGACAAAUACCUCCUUCCUUUGUCUUUUUAAAAGUAAAAUGCGCCACUCACUGUAUUUUCAAGUAGACAAGAAGUUUUGAAAAAGUAGUUUCUUGGGGUUUCUGUCAAUCAUUUUUGACAGAAUCGUCUCAUUUGCUUUUAAAGGUCAUAGAAAAGCAUCUUUACUAGUUUUAUCCUGUUUUUCAACUCCUCAAAGUGCCUUUGAAAACUUAAAGAAUCUCAUGCAGCUACUUAAAGCUAUUUCUCUCUCACAGGUCGUCUCGUCUUUUCAGAGCGUUCUACAUCCCGUUUUUAUCAGACCAUCACACAACCUACAGGCGCUAUGUUAUCCUAAAACCACGGCGGCAUAAGCAGCCUCGUAAAAGGACCCAUGGCUGAUCUUUGAACCUCAAAGCGGCCCAAAGUGCAACAUGAGUCAAUCACUUCCUUUCAAAGCAGCUGGUAUACAUGUUCGUGUCUUUGUGUGUCUGAUUGUCGAACGUGUGUGCAUGUAUGUGCUGUAAUGUUUGAUGAAACAUUUGAAGAUUUAAGACCCUUUAAGGACUUUACGUCUGCCUCUGGACUUUUGUGUGUGUGCGUGUGUAUGUGUGUGAAGAUUCCAUUGUAUGGAUGUCGGCUGGCCUGGCAGGUAUCAGCUAGUCGUGUAUGUUAAACAUUUGUGUGAGUGUGAAUGUUGAGUUUUUCUGUGUAUAAAAAAAAACGUCUGGAUGCACACUACAAGAUUUUACUUGCUUUUUAUCGGAGGAUAGGCCGUUACACAUAAACAUAACUGGUUUUUCAUACUAACAUGAAAACGUAGUCUGAACUUAAAACAAUAUGAAUCAUGACAUCUUGUAGUGUUGUUUGCACUUGCACAGUAUUUUUUGUGUGAUCUGUUGGGUGUGAGUGAUCGGAGAAUGAAAGUGAGGUUGUGUAGUUAAUUUAAUUUGAAAUGUUAAUAAACAUGAUUUAAUGUUUAAGUAGCUUUCCUGUUUUUGUUCAAUUUGGACUGAAACAUCUUAGUCACAAACUGAUUCACUCAUUUUAAAAUCUUUUUUUAUUUGAAGAUUUUCCUCAUGUAACAAACAUACAAACCACUCUCACUUACAGGAGAGCUUUCAAGGCAUAAGACAUUCAGAAUAAACGAUAAUUUAUAACUUCAUCAUUCCUUUCAAUAACAUGCCAAUGCUGUGGUCAGGCUGCAGGCACUCAAGUUUGAACCACCUUUCCACUCAUUGUUUUAGACAUCUUUGACUCAUUCAACAGCAAACAGUAUAGCAUCACUGGAUAAGGUAAGAUAAUACUUGUAUUUCAGAAACUUCAUCAGAGUUCUGGACAUUUCAUUAUAUAAAGCCAUAUCAAAAAACACAUACUUGCAGCACUUACAAAUAUCCAUCCGUCGUACACACAGUCAGGGUUUGUGUUUUAAUCUGUUUGAGGUAGCCUGUUUUUAUCAGGUCAACUUUGGUGGAAUAGUUAAACAGUCUUAGGCACAGUUACCACAAAUUUAGAUAGUUAUCCAAUCAAGCAAGGGCAGCACAAUAAGGCCAUGCAAACCAGUUGUUUACACACACUGCCACACACGUGCACAUAACUGUAUGGUCAAUGUUACUCUUAAAACACUCUUCAUCAUGCUUUUACUGCAGAAGUAAUAUUGUAUGGCUUCUGUACAUUGUAAUAACUGCUGUCCAUGAAGGAAAAAGUAAGAGCAUUACAAAAGUCAUCUGGCCAACCUUAUUGUGUUUAGCUGAAAGCCUUGAACUGGUUUCCGAGGGGCCUGUUUACAAAGCUUGUUUAUCAGCUCUCUCUGAAGCCGUCCAGUAAUUCAACAAAAGGAUUUUUAAUACAAUGUUAAAGCACACAAUGACAUGAUGCAUAUCAAAAAUGAUCCUUUUAAAAAAGUCACACAGAGGGCUCAAGCUAAGAGUUUCUCAUGGACUAGGUCUAAUUCUAGAUGUGGAUCAAAUGUCGUAUUUAGACCAGGUUUCUCCAAGAACUCUGCUGCUAUAGCUAAAAUUAUCACAUAUUCACACAUAUAAAUGAUGCGUUUCAAUUCGGAUAUAUUUGGGGAUCAAAUAAAUGUGUCAAAGGGCAUUACAGUCACACAAAAAGUGACAGGACAGCCCAUAGAUUAAUUUGAUCCUACAUAAUAGUCCACUCAUGAUGUCCAAUAUUUUAGAUUUUUGUAUGAAAAAUUGAACAUGUUGAAGUUAAGUCUGCAAUGAUUUUGUCAAUCGCUGGAAAGUCACUAUGUAGGUGUCCUAACAAUUAUUUCCAUUUUUUCACUCUUAAAGUAACAAUUUUUGAAUUCCAUUUUCUGUAGUAUUAUUUAAGAUAGACACCCAAAAACUAUUGGGCACAUGAGCUAAGUCAACCCAAAGGCCAACUGGUUGAAUAGUUUGCCCUGAUUUUUAACUCCUGAUUUUAUUCUCCUGAAAGGUUUCAGAGUCACAGCAAACAUACAGCUAGAGCCAACAACGAGCAAAGAUGUUUGCCAUUCUCUUAUCUGCAGGCACACUCAGGCUUCUAUACACACUAUACAGUAGAUGUUUAAGGAUCAGUAGUUUUCUCUACUAUUGAUCCAGUCUUGUUCAUUGAAGUAUCUCCUUCCACCAUCCAGAUUUAAACCAUUUCUGUAGCAAUCCAGAUUAGUUUGGUAGGAUUUUCUGUUUCCAUAAGUCCCAAGGCUGGUUAGGUAGGUGUCCUCUUUGCCGUUGGAGAUGUAAGUCUGAUAGAGAUCAGCCUUUACUGUGUGACUCCCAGGCCUCAGUUUAGAGUCAUACAGGUCACUCCCUCCUCUGAUGCUGCCGUCGUACAGCCCGUGGUCUCCAUAGACACUGCUACUGUAGUGCUCACUCUUUGUGGUACGACGACCCAAACUCCUGUCAUAAAACUCUCUCUGCCCAGUGUAGCCUAGACCACUGUCCUUCAGGUCCCUCUUUCCAGAGCGGCCCAGGCUAGUGUCGUAAAAGUCCCGGGUCCCUCGACGCCCCAGGCUGAGAUCAUUGAGUUCAAAGUUAAGGAAGCAGCUCUCUGUGCUAGCGAGUGUCACAAAGCCGCUCUCUGUGUCCCGGCCCCCAAGGUUGUCGUAGUCACCUGUAGGAGUGUCAGGUGAGGAGCAAAGAAAGGAAGUGUUUUUGGUUUGCGGACGAGCACCAACCAGAUCAUCAUCCUUCUGGGAGCGAAUCACAUUGUAGACAUCAGCUGGCGCCGUGCUGUGUUCGAGGCCUAGUUCUGUCUGACACACUUCAGAUUUCUGUUGUUUUCUCCCCCUGUAAACAACAAAGACACCUCAAACAGUUUACAUACAGACUCCUGCGCUUCACCAUGAUGCCAAUAAAGACUUAAGGGUGCUGCAGAUUCAAGAGGUCCUCUGAAGUGGCGAGCUGUACUUGUGUCUACUUGUUCAUGUCCUAAAGCGCAAUUUCUAUCCAAUAAACUAUCAAAACACAAUAACUAUCCAUACUAUUGCACUUUGUGACAAUUUUCUUAAUUCAAAAAAUAGGUAAUGUAGUUAUUUUUAAACAUGUGCUACCUCUAUUGUCCAGAUUUCAUGCUUAGGCUACCUGCAUGUUUUAAUACACAGCCAAAAAUAGUCUCUUAACAGCUACAGAGCCCAACAUACUCAGGAAAUUUAGAAGUCUUUUAAAGAAGUAACCCAAUGCAUUUUUGAGCUUGGACGCCAUUAGCAUUUUUGGUUUUGGUUUAAAAAAAGACAAUAAUAUAUAUAAAUAGGCAUUAGAUUUUGUUACUAAAACAAACACUUUAAUGAUUAUUGAAAACCAUCAGUAAAACAACUGUAUGUCUGUAGUGUUUAGUAUCUGCAUGUGUUUUGGAUCCUCACCGACUCGCGAGCACUUUGAAGCAGCAAACUCCAGUCACCGUCAGUAAAAGCAGUAACAGGGGAAUGGUAGGAAUGAUGAUGUAAACCAAAUUCACAGCUAACAAAGACAAAUAGACAGAGGAAUACAUGUUCAAUGAAUGAUGUGUGAGCUUUCAGAUAUGACAGCGUCAUUUUUCUUUUGAUCAGAAACAGGUUUAUGAACAGGUAUCUGGAGUCACCUCACCUGUGCUUCCACCCUCCUUGUUGUUAUUGGGAUUCCAUGGGAGUACAGAUGAAGGGAAGACAUCUAAAAGAAAAGCAAGCUGUAUGAUGACCAUCCUUACUUUCAAAGCACCUUCAAUGUCUUCAAAGUACAAUACUGAAAAUUAAUCACAAUCCAAGAUGAGCAUAUUUUACUUGUUAGAGUGGCGUUGGGAGAAGGCGAAGGGAUCUGUGGCCUUUCUGUAGAGAGUAUAACUCACAAUCAAUAAUUUUCUGGUAUCUUUGAAUAAAAAAAGGUUGAAACCUUGAGCCAGCAGUACCUCCAGUGUAUUUGCAGAUAAAGUUGUUUUUAGUUUCACAAUUGUCAUCGUUCCACUGAAACAUGUAGAGGCCUCCUAGACCAGGGGGAGCGGACGGCUGGUGGUACAUCACCACACACACCUCGUAGCCGCAUGAUGGCUCAUCCCAGUGCCAGUUUCUAGGAAAAACACAUUAGGCAUGAACAGCUAGCUUGACAAAGCAAGCAUUUCUGAAGCAUUUAAAAAAAAAUAACAAACAGUGCAAGUAGGUAAUAAUUAAACUUGAAAAUUUUUUGGUAUUAUUGCAAAUUCUACUGUUUCAAACUAUAGCAAGUGUGGAAGCUGGCAGUGACGGUUUGUUAAGAUUUUAAAUCUUGUUAUAAAAUCCCUAACUGUAUUUUGA
Molecule: messenger RNA, 10622 nt
Organism: Xyrichtys novacula (pearly razorfish)
Lineage: Eukaryota; Metazoa; Chordata; Actinopteri; Labriformes; Labridae
Source: the annotation of a GenBank genome assembly